Molecule: messenger RNA, 5895 nt
Organism: Cyprinus carpio (common carp)
Lineage: Eukaryota; Metazoa; Chordata; Actinopteri; Cypriniformes; Cyprinidae
Product: protein 4.1-like
Exons: 21
Coding region: 166-2997 (943 amino acids)
Biological process (GO): cortical actin cytoskeleton organization
Cellular component (GO): cytoskeleton; plasma membrane
Molecular function (GO): actin binding; structural molecule activity
Source: RefSeq, a predicted model, not a curated record
UAGCGAGCCCCCCCCCUUUCUACUAGAAUCUAAACACCGUUUUAAAAAAGCUUGGAUGAUUUUGGACACGAGUUCGCUUGCGUGAUAUCUUUGGAAAAGCGGCGGCUGGAUAUUUUGUUGUGGAUUAUUUCUACCCGUUGAUGAACUGAAGGGAGAGUGACUGCCAUGACCACAGACGAGGUGGAGAGCGUUCAUAAGAAACAGGUCUGCGAGCAGCAGCAGGAAGAGGAGGACCCCGCUGCACAGGAGCCAGGCCCCGCUGACACCGCUCAGGACAGCCCCUCUGGCACCUCGCCGCUCCCUGGGGGCUCGGAGGAGGAACAGCAGCUGAAGCCGCGCCAGCGCACCUCCACUGGCCGCGGCCUCUCCCGCCUCUUCUCCUCCUUCCUGAAGCGCCGCUCACAGUGCUCGGACGGCGAGGGGGUGGAAACAGAGAGGGCCCGGGAGAAGGACAGCCAGGAAGAACCCAAAGCUCCCAUAGCGGACCCUGAGCCAGAGCUGCACAUAGAGGGCGAUGUUGCUCUAGAUCAGCACUCAGUCAGCAGUGCUGAAAACCAGCAGAUCGUAGCGGAUCAGAAAGAAGACGCCGAGCUGGAGUCCGGCAAGGGAGAAAUGGGGGAGAAGGGGGAGAAGAAAGAGAAGAAGGAAAAGAAGAAAGAGAAGAAGGAGAAAGCUGAUAAGGAGAAGCCGGAGAAGAAGGAGACGCCAGGGAAAAAAGAGAAAGCAGAGAAGAAAGAGAAGAAGGACAAAAAAGAGAAGAAGGAGAAGAAAAACGAGGACAAGGCCAAAGGAGAGGAGGGAGAGAAAGACAAGGAGUGUGAGAAGGAAAAAGAGAAAGUAGAGGAAGAGGCCAAGCCGGAAGAUGCAUGUGCGGCAGAAACAGAAGUAAAGGAGGAAGGAGAAAUAGAGGAAGAGAAACAGGAGGAGAACAUGGUGGAGGAGGAGGAGGGGAAGAAGCAGAAAGCAUCUCGCCGCCCCAGGAUCAUGCACUGCAAAGUCAAGCUGCUGGAUGAUUCUCUCUUCGAGUGUGAGCUGGAAAAACAUGCCAAAGGCCAGGAUCUGUUUGCAAAAGUGUGCGACCACCUGAACCUAUUAGAGAAGGACUAUUACGGUCUGGCCAUAUGGGAGACGCCAACCAUAAAGACAUGGCUGGACUUCACCAAGGAGAUCAGGCGACAAGUACAAGGCAGCACCUACGAUUUCACAUUCAAUGUGAAGUUCUACCCACCUGAUCCAGCCCAGCUAUCAGAAGACAUCACCAGGUACUACUUGUGUUUGCAGCUGCGGAAGGACAUCAAGAACGGCCACCUGCCCUGCUCUUUCGUGACCCUGGCCCUGCUGGGAUCUUACGCCCUGCAGUCUGAGCUGGGCGAGUACGACCCCGAGGUGCACGGCACAGACUACGCCAAGGAGCUCCAGCUCAUCCCAGGACAGACCAAGGAGCUGGAGGAGAAAGUCAUGGAGCUUCACCGCACAUACAGAUCUAUGAGUCCGGCUCAGGCUGAUAUGAUGUUCCUGGAGAAUGCUAAAAAACUGGCCAUGUAUGGGGUUGAUCUCCACCAGGCAAAGGAUCUGGAUGGAGUGGAUAUAAUGCUGGGCGUCUGCUCCAGUGGGCUGAUGGUGUAUAAGGACAAGCUGAGGAUUAAUCGAUUUCCGUGGCCCAAAGUUCUCAAAGUCUCCUACAAACGCAGCAGUUUCUUCAUCAAGAUACGGCCAUCUGAUCUGGAACAUUACGAAAGUGCCAUUGGCUUUAAACUGCCCAACUACAAGGCGGCCAAGAAACUGUGGAAAGUGUGUGUGGAGCAUCACACAUUCUUCAGGUUGACGUCCACAGAAGCGGCCACCACUCCCAGGAAGUUCCUGGCUCUGGGAUCGAAGUUCCGCUACAGCGGCCGCACCCAGGCUCAGACCCGUCAGGCCAGCUCCGUGAUCGACCGACCCGCACCACAUUUCCAGCGCUCCGCCAGUAAGAGGGCAUCCCGCAGCUUAGAUGGAGCCAUGGUCUCGACCCCGGAUAAGAACACCCGUCCCGUCAGCGCUCCCAUCAUAUCUCCCAUCUCUCCAGGUGACAUGGCUCCUUCCCCAGUAGCAUCUGUCGCCCGCACUGACCGUAAAGAGACGUCCACGCCCACGGGCCGUCCACGCUCCACUGAGAGGAAGAGUGAGGUGAAGGCAGAGGCCCAUGUGACAGAUGGCUCCAAAACACACAGCACCAAAGCAGAGGGCACACCUGAAAUCAAGACGGUAGCCCGGCGAGAACGGCGGCACCAUGAUGCCCCGGUGGUGAUGGCCACCAAUGGGGAGAGAAAGAGCAAGUCGCCACGGGCGGAAACAAAGAUGGUGCGCAUGAGGAAGAAAAGAGCUAAGAAAAUUGAGGGUGAAACUAUUUAUAUCAGACAUAGCAAUUUAAUGUUGGAGGAUGUGGAUAAGACACAGACAGAAAUCAUGCGUCAUCACACCAGUAUCAGCGAGCUCAAGCGAAGCUUCAUGGAGUCAGUGCCCGAGCCAAGGCCCAACGAGUGGGACAAGCGUCUGUCCACCCACUCGCCCUUCCGCACCGCCAGCAUCAAUGGCCAGAAACAGCCCGACUCUCCUGUGGUGAAGACGAAAACGUUCACCAUUUCUGAUGUCACCAACUCCCUUUGCACCGAAAUCGCCAGCAAGGACAUCCCGAUUGUGCAUACAGAGACCAAGACCAUCACAUAUGAGUCUGCACAGUCCAACGUGAUGUCAGAGAAGGAGUCUGGGAUGCUGUUGAGUGCUCAGACCAUCACCUCAGAGACUGUCAGCACCACCACCACAACCCAGAUCACCAAGAUGGUGAAAGGCGGGAUCUCAGAGACCCGUAUCGAGAAGAGAAUCGUAAUCACUGGAGACACUGAGAUUGACCAUGAUAAGGCUCUCGCUCAGGCUAUAAAGGAGGCGAAGGAGCAGCACCCUGACAUGUCUGUGACUAAAGUAGUGGUGCAUCAGGAAACAGAGAUCACCCCUGAGUAACCCCUGCAUGAGACACAGGGUGAAAAAACGGGACCAGUCGGGUUUAUGAAUGUUAAAAGACAACGCAAGAUCCCUCACAUCCAGCCUCCUACCAUCAACCCACGAGUUCCCCUCACGGACAAACUCUUCCUGUAGCAGCGCAUGUCCCACCCAGCCAUUGCCAUCUGAGACACCACUUUCCAGACCCUAACCAUCUGUCAGAUUUCAAGCGUCCCGUACUGCAAACUGAGCAUCCAGCAUCUACUCCUGUCCAGUGUCCAGAAGCAGAAUUCAAAGACCAGUUCUCAUCCUCUUCUCAACACCUUGGACAGACUCUUUCAAAAAAACCUGCCUGACCUCCACCACAUCAAAGACAUUCCAUGAUGGACUGAACCAUGUUACAAAAUCGUUUUCUAAAACAGUGGCUAAAGAGCAACUUUUUAUCUUGAAUUCAUAUAGUAUUUUUAGGGUGGAUUCCAAAGGGAUGGUUCACAUAAUAACAACUGGGCGGCGGGAAUUUUCUAAAGUGUCAAUUUGUUGUUUAUUUUUUUACAGCUUAAUUUAAUAUUUUUUUGCAAUUGGUUGAUUAUCUGUAAUAAUCUGAAACACCUAAAAAGGGGAUGUUCAUCCAAAAGUCAAGUUCCUCAUCUAGUGAUGCAAAACUGUAUUUUAGCUUUUUCUUUUCUCAAUGGAACAAAAAAAAAAAUUGAAGUUUAGAAGCUGCUCUUUUCCAUUCUUUUUCAAGAAUUUUGAAGACUUAAAUUUAGGGAUAGUUCUGUCAUCAUUUACUCAAUGUCGAUCCAAACCAGUAUGACUUACUUUUUGAUAGAUAUUUUGAAAGAGAUUUUUUGGUAAUCAUUAGUCACCAAAACUGUUUGAUUACCAACAUUCUUUAAAAUAUCUUCUGUGUUCCAUGUGUCAUAUAUAUAUUUGUGAACUAUCCCUUUAAGUUGUUGUCAUUCUCUAAUUUCAUUUCCGGCCAUUUACAUUCAUAUUUAACAGGUUUAAAGUCAAUAAUGUUUAAACAUGCAAAUAACAUUUAAAGGGAUAGUUCACCCAAAAAUGAAAAUUUGAUGUUUAUCUGCUUACCCCCAGGGCAUUCAAGAUGUAGGUGACUUUGUUUCUUCAGUAGAACAGAAAUUAUGAUUUUUAGCUCCAGUCUCUCAGUCUAUAAUGCAUGGCAAAUGGUAACAGAAUCUAUGAGGGGAAAAAAAAAAAAACAUGCACGAACAAAUCCAAAUUAAACCCUGCGGCUCUUGACGAUACAUUGAUGUGUAAAGACACAAAACGAUCGGUCUGUGCAAGAAACUGAACAGUAUUUAUAUAGUUUUUUUUACCUCUGAUUCACACAAUGUCUGAACUGCUUGAACUCUUGUGAACGCGCUUCACAGCAGCAGACAUGUGAGACAUCACCUUCUUCUUGCUUGCUUUAUGGCAGAUUGCAGACUUAUAAGUGCAUUACUGCCACCUAUCUCUCAAAUGGACCUUUAACACUCUAUCUACAAUCUCAAUCAGGAGUGUCAAUGGUUCUAACAGUUCGGACAUUGCGUGAAUCAGAGGUAUAAAACGAUAUAAAUACUGUUCAGUUUCUUGCACAGACCGACCGUUUUGUGUCUUAACACAUCAAUGUAUCAUCACCCAGGUCCCUUUCGCUUUCAUUGAAUGGAAAAGAGCAGCAUGAACAUUCUGUUAAACAUCUGAAUUCCUCAGAAGAAAGAAAGGUUUUGAAAGACAAGUACACAGAGAAUAAAUGACAGGAUUUUCAUUUUUGGCUGAACUGUUCCCAAUCUAGAAUACAUCAUGUUGUAAAGUCCCAUAUUUUAUGUUCUUCUUAAAUGUGAAAGUAUUAUUUUGUUCUCGGUGUAAAAAUAAUGUGUUAUUUUCAUUCAGAAUGCUGGAGCAAUUUCAGAUGUUCUCUUGUGUUUUUAAGUUACAUUACUUGGCAUAUUUGUUGAAGGCUUGAAUAUUUUUUCUUUUGUUUUGUUGGUAAUGUUGUCCUGUGUCAUCAUGGAUUGGGCGUCCAAUGAAGAUGGGGUGGGGUAUUGUAGUGAAACUACACUCUAUGAUGUUUCUAUUUAUUUUCAUCAGUUUUGUUUCUCGUUUGUGUGCGUACUUUGCAUUUUAGAUGCCCUGCUCUCUCAAACUCAGCUUUGAUGUUUUGUAUUAGAUCCAGAAUCCCAAACACCAGCUCCCACCAGUUUUUAAAUGGGAUUUGCAGGGACAACUCUGCUCAUUUUCAGUAUAUUUCUACUUUUCUACUAGAGGGGGCAGUAUGUUCUUACCCAUGAGGUCUACAGCAGAUCUGCAAAGCCUUCAAAACGAGCAUCCACACACAACCUGAAGUGGUUUUAGAUGAAUUGGAAUCGAUAAGCCAUGAACGGAGCUAAUUAGCAGUUAUAUGGUAAUUAAUUGUGAAAGCAAUCAGACGGAUUCUACAGCAAAUUAAAAUGCGUCUCAGUCAUUCAUUGAGACAUUCAAAUGCCUCCGUUUGACUUUAAAGGUCAAGAAUGGCAAUUCAGGUGCGGUAAUUCAAUUCUAGAAAAUCAAAGUGGGAAUGUGAAGAUUUUAUAUCGUGCAUCAACACUGCCGGUGGUGUAAAGCAUACUGCCCCACGUCAAACUGACGAGUCCAGCACGUCCUGUUUUUAAAUGUGUAUUUUAAAAUGUUACGCUUUUAUAUUAGUUAGUAUCCUGUACAGAGACCGAGGUGUUGUAGUUCGUUCAGUGUGUUGUUUUCUUCAUUGUGGCACUCCUUUCCUAUGCUGGUCUGGGCUGAAGAAAAGAAAAGAAUCGUAUGUUUUUCCUCAGAGGUUCUUUUUCUUCUCAUCACACCCCUCUUUCGUUUGACGUCACUGAAAAAAGACAAAUGUACAACAUAGCACCAUGCACUGAAUAAACUCCAACUUAGACACAUUCUUCA